Messenger RNA from Apis cerana (Asiatic honeybee), 4436 nucleotides. RefSeq lists its product as uncharacterized. NCBI's taxonomy places the organism in Eukaryota, Metazoa, Arthropoda, Insecta, Hymenoptera, Apidae. The record is from RefSeq and is a predicted model, not a curated record.
AAGGGAGGGGAGGGAAGGCAGCUGCAAGCACGGAGUAGCGUGGCCUUUGGUGCGAGGGAGAGAGAGAGUGCGGUGGGUAGAGGAGGACGGGAGCAGUGUCAUGGAGGCCAGUGUCUGGCUGGUGGCUGUCCGUCGACCUGCUCCCUUGCUUCGUUACCUGACAGCGCUCCUCAGUGUUUCCAAAGCCGCGUCCACCGAUGGGUCGAGCCGCGAUCCUCUAGUGAGCUCCUCAAGCUCGCCACGCUCGGAUCCCACCACCACAUCGCCGAUAAGAAGUGGAACCGAAUCCGGGAUCCGGUUGAUCGUCCGCGGAAUCCAUCCCGACGUGUCCUGGCCAAUCGGAAACGGAAGCUGUGCGUGUCGCGAGUACACGGUUUCCGAAGGGAAACGGCGGGUGAACGAAGAAGAACGAUAUAUAUAUAUAUAUAUAUAUAGAGAGAGAGAGAGAGAGAGAGAAGGCAAGAGAGAAGAGGAGCGGAGUGUAAGAGGGAGAUAGAAAGAGAGAAAGAGGGAGGAAAGUGACACGUUACGAUACGAUCGAUCCAACGACCAAAGUUAUAACGUGCGUUUAAAACGAACACGGGUCCGAAAACGCGAUCGGGACAAUGUGCUCGUGACAAGAGGGAGCGCUCUUUUCUCUUUCUCUCUCUCGUUCGUCACAGCCGAGCCGUUUUAAGUUUCUCGUGCACGUUCAUCGGUGAAAGAAAGAAAGCUAACUAGAUUCUUUCUCUUUCGACGACGACGACGACGAGGACGACGAGUGGCAAGCGAAGGAAGAAUAGGAAGAGGAAGAAAAAGAAGAAGAAAAAGAAGAAGAAGAAGAAGAGAAGAGGAAAGAGAAGGAGAAGGAGGAGGAGGAGGAGGAGGAACGCGCAACAUCGAGCGAAGAAAGAUACACCCGAGGAGCCCGAGGAGGAAACGGAUAAAACGUGGGCGUUGAGUGAUUGUUGUCGGUGCUAGUUUCCAUUGGGAGUCAUGAGAGAUACCAGCGAUAUGAUGUCGGAGGACUCCUUGUCCGAGGACACGAUGAUGGACUGCGAGGGUGACGCAGGAGGGUUGGACGAGCUGGUCGACCUCGCGACCGACGUCGCGGAUUCAUCCCCGACGAUUCGAGAUGCCGCGGAGAGGUUGCUGACGUUGUUGGGCGUGGACGAGGAGGAGAGCGAGGAGAGCCCGGUGUCGUCGUCCUCCUCCUCGGAGGACGAGGGCGUGGAGUUGGACGGGGAGCUCGAGGACGAGGAAGAGGAACGGGUGGACGGCAGGCUGUUGCACCAGCUGGCCGCCUCUUUGGCCAACGAGUUGAAGCAAUCCCGCGAGAGAGCGGCCACGACCACGGCGGCUCGUCCCGGCGACAGGGAGCCGCGUCGAAUGGAGGUGAUAGUGGCAGGGACGAAUCGCGCGGACCACAGUUGCCUUCAGGAUCGGAGCUUCAAGGGGGGGGCGGGUGAUUGUCGCGACGUCGCGAGCAAAUGGGGGAGGAGGCGCGAUGGGGAGUGCUCGUUCGGCAAGCGGCGGCGACGGCGGCCCGUUUCCGACGAGCCCCGGCGACGGCGGCCCGACGGCCGCUCGAGGCUCGGCCAGGGGGGGGGCGAGGGUCUCGUUCGGACGGGGCAGGUACUCGCGUCGUCUUGGAGCGCCGGCUGGGAUGCAUGCGCCACGGAGGCCCUCAGAUAUCUGGUCGAGGACGAGGGAUUGCCGCCUCAUCAUCCCACGGUGCUGGCCAUGAAGGACCAUCUGGAGGUGCAGAGGGAACGAGCCUUCCUUCGAUACGCCGCGUAAACCAGUCGCUCUAGAUUUUUAUCCGAGACCAGCUACUUUUUUCUCUCGCCCCCCUCUUCCUCUCGAAACCAGGAAUCCGCUCCCAGAAGGAGAGAUAAUCGCGAUCUGGGGCGCGGUGCUUGGAAAGGGGAGCGCGUUGCCCCGUUUCGAGGUGGAAGUCGAGAAGAAGGUGUACGUAGGGGAGGGGCAACCUCUUUAGCGCUCGGUUACAGCAGCUCCCCCUGUGAAUGGAAAAAUAGAGAAGGGGGAGGCAAUUUACGAGAAGGGAAACGAUUGUUGUUACAAACGAUAAAAUUCCGCUUGCCUUUUCUUUGUUUCAAGAAAGACGAGAGGAGAAGGAUGAAACGCUUCGUUAACCUCUACUCUCCUCCUCUACCGGGGGGGAGGAUAUAGAAUAGACGUCCCACAUUCGCUUUUCAAUCAUCUCGGACGUGGCGAUCGUCCACCACCGGUUCGCCAGUCUUGCGCGGGGGAGGGUUAUCUGUCGCGAUAAAAAAGGAAAAAAAGGAGGAGAAUGUAAAGAGAGGAGGAGGAGGAGAAGAGGCAGCUCUUCCUAUUCGUAUUAAAAUGCAUUCACGCCGCGUGUUUGUUGAGCAAACGACGGACGCGCUUUCACGAGAGAGGAGGACACCGGCGCUCGAUUCGUCGAGCGGAUUCCAAAACUUCCUCCAGGUAGUUGAGAGGAGAGCGGCCGUUGUUGCCUCUCGUUCCGGCCAACGAGAGAAUAUUAUUACCGCGUGAGAAUCAAAAGUGAACGCUCUUCCCCUCCUCCUCUCUCGUGAUACUCUCCUUUUCUUUUCCUUUUUGUUUCUCCCCUUCCGUUUUUCUCCCCCCGCGCGUUAGAAAGUACGUAUAUCAUUAAAAUAGAGAUUCUAAAAGUUCGAACAAAUUUUUAAAUUAGAGGUUAAGACGCACUUGAAAGAAGCACUGCUAACUAACCGUGUAAGCGUACGAAGAGUCGGGGAUUUUCAAAAUCGAUUUUUCUCCAUCCGUUUCUUUUUCCACGAAGAAAAAAAGGGGGAGGGGAAAAAGAAAGAAAAGAAAAGAUGGAUCCGUGACUCUUCUUCAGGUUCCUAUCCAUUGAUGAUGAUGAUGAUGAUGAUGAUACGGCAGAGGGAGGAAUGAACUUAACAUCCAAUGGCGCGUCAUUUAAGGACGUACGUCGUUUAACGUCCUCAUUUUUUUUGUAAUUACACCAAAUUGGUUAUACGUAACGAGUUUAAUUUUUUUUCUUUUUUAUAUUCGUACAACGAGCCGCUUUUUCUUUCUUUCUUUCUUUUUUAAUCAUUUUUCUCUUUCCUUCGUUUCCUCUCUUUCGUAUCGUAGCACGAUUUAGCGUUCGUCUUUUUUAUUUUUUUUUUAUUUUUCAUAUACCCAUCAUUAGUAUACUUACCUAUAAUCGUUUUUUUUUCUCUUCUAAUAUUCGUUAUUUAUUGUGUAUCGCGUUAUUAGGUUAAGGAAAAAUUGCCCCCCUUCGAUCCAUUGGACGUUAGAUUCGGCUCCGCGAGAAACGAAUGUCAAUAAACGAUGUCAAUACGAGGGGGAGGUUCAUACGCUGGAUCGAUAUGAACGAGAACAACGGGGGGAGGGGGUUGUGAACCCCGGUCUAACCCCCGGUUACAGAAUUUCUUAAUCGAUUGUCGAGACGUUUUUUCAAAAAAAAAGAAAAAAAAAAGAAAAAAAGGAAAAAAAAACACUUACACAAGAGAGAGAAACCUGUAGAUUAUUUUAUCGCGCAUCAUUUUUGCCUGCUCGAUCCUCCUCGCGUGGGAAAAAUUCGUUUUGGAGGAUCGAAAAGCGAAGAGAAGAGACCGUCGCCUCGUCGGUUUUUUGAAAUCAAAAAAAGAAAAAAGAAAAAAAACAAACAAAAAGAAAAAGACAAAAAAAGAAAAACUAAAUAUUCCUAGGGCAAACUCCUGUAGAUUAUUUUAUCGCGUGAUAAACUCGUGCGAAUUGUUCGAACGUUGCAUCGCAUCUCGCCCCUAUUAAUCCUCUCGCAAUUUCUCGCGUUUACCAAGUGCCUCCGUUUCAAUCGCUCGUUAAUCUUAUCCUUAACUACAAAAAUCCUCGCUACCUUUUAAAUAGAGAGAGAGAGAGAACAAGAAGAAAAAAGAAACGUCUACUCUUGGAGAAAGAAAAACGCGAUUAUGCCGUGCAAUGUUCGAUUAAUUCGAAAGAGGAAAAAAAAAAAAGAAGAAGAUGGUAUACGAGAACGGAUCCAAAUGUCGAUGGAUUUGAACGCUACUAGAUAAAUGUUAUCGAUUGUGAAUCACGAUUCGACGAUGAUCUCUAAUAAUCGGAUCAUACGGAACAUGCGUCGAUAUUCAACGUCGACAUUCGGAUCGAUGAACAAGCGUGAUGAGAAUUAUACACAUAUAUAUAUAUAUAUAUAGAUUAUAGAGCGAUCUGCGAGUGAUUUUGGAUCGACGAUCGACCUCGAUCGCGAGUCACCCGCCAUCUCGAAUAAUUUUUUCUCUCCAUGCUCCACGCGCGAGACGUGGCACGCAACCUCGAGUCAGCGCUCAUCAACGACUCGAUCCCUUGUACAUAUGUAUGAUAUCGUAUCGUUUUAACUUAUACACGACUACUUGUUACUUUUACAAUAAAUCAUUGUAGAUAAUCAUCAUUGACCAGUAAAUAAACGAGAGCUAAGUUAA